AUGGCAGUUAUCUUCUCUGCAGUCGAUGCAUCCCCUCAACGUCACCACCACCACAGUGGUCAACCCCAUGGCACCGGCGUGCCAUCCAACUUCCCUUCAGGCGCUGCUGGCCCCUCAGGAGGCCCACAUGGUGGCGGUCCUGGAGGGAGGAAUGGUACUAGGAGCGGUCAUCCUGAGUUCUCGGGCCCGGCUCCCACGGGAAGUAUAGAAGCUCAGGAGACUGGAAGUCCAUUCGGCGGCUUCAACUCUGAUCUGCCGUCUGGCUUUCCUUCCGGUUUCCCAGGCUUCCCGUCUGGCGGUUCUCGCCCGACUGGCAGGCCUUUACCUCCCGCAAAUGGCACUGAUAGUCCUGGAUUCCCAUCCGGGCCAGCAGCUACGGGCGGGCUUCCAACACCUCCAUCUGCUGGCAUCCCAACUGCUCUUCCCACCGAAGUCUCUGGAGUACCGUCAGUCUCAUUCGCUUUCCCAUCUUCGGUUGAAGGCAACAUUGCCGCUGCCGCAGAGUCCACGACCAAGACCAAGACCAAAUCCGCAAAAACCAAGUCCGCAAAAUCCUCAAAGGCUACCAAGGCUGCAUCUGUAACUGCCUCUGUAAAUCCUUCUACGGCUGCAUCUACCUUCGUUCCCGCAAGCGGCGCCGCCACUACAACCUUCCCAGAAGCCGCCGGAUCUAGCUCUCUCAGCGAGCCCAUGAAGGUCUCAGGCACCUUCGAUGGGAAAAUGGUUCGCUUCGAUCGUGGUACUGCCUGUUCUGGACAAUCUGAAGGUGGUGACUCUGAUGCAGUUUUCCAAGUUGAAGAAGGUGGAACACUUAAGAACGUCAUUAUUGGUGCUGAUCAGUCCGAGGGCGUCCACUGCAUGGGCGCUUGCACUAUCGAAAACGUCUGGUGGGAAGCUGUGUGCGAGGAUGCUCUUACCAUUAAACAAACAUCUGGCGUCUCUUAUGUCAUUGGAGGUGGAGCUAAGGGAGCGGAAGACAAAGUCAUCCAACACAACGGCGGUGGCACCGUUUCGAUCUCCGGCUUCUAUGUCUCCGACUUUGGCAAACUCUACCGCUCAUGCGGAAACUGCGAUACGAUGUACGAACGCCAUGUUAUUGUCGACAACGUUGUUGCAGACUCUGGAAAGCUGCUUGUCGGCAUCAACUCCAACUACGGCGACACGGCUACCAUUACUAACAGCUGUGUCUCCAACACUAAGGCUAUCUGUACCGAAUUCGAAGGUAAUGAUACAGGUGAUGAGCCAACGGAGAUUAGCACCGGCAUCAGUGAUGCAUGUAUCUACACUGAUGCCGAUACGACUACUUGCUAG
Messenger RNA from Lindgomyces ingoldianus, 1311 nucleotides. RefSeq lists its product as uncharacterized. Bases 1 to 1311 code for a protein of 436 amino acids. Gene Ontology annotation, biological process: pectin catabolic process. NCBI's taxonomy places the organism in Eukaryota, Fungi, Ascomycota, Dothideomycetes, Pleosporales, Lindgomycetaceae. The record is from RefSeq and is a predicted model, not a curated record. The transcript is spliced from 2 exons. Gene Ontology annotation, cellular component: extracellular region. Gene Ontology annotation, molecular function: pectate lyase activity.